CCAUUAUGUAUUGGUGUGUUUACCUUGAUGUACAUAAAAAUAUAGUACAUUCUUAAUCAGGAAGUUUAAAUCGUCUUUUUAAAAAUGGUGAAUGUUCGACAAGGAAGACAUGUUUAAAUAUUAUUAUGAAAUCUUGAGAAUGAAUUCAAGUGUUUACUGUUCAUUUUUCAUUGCACUGAUUUCAUUAAAACUGCAAGGUAUGUUUUCACAGGAAGUAACGCUUGCACCAGAACGUAUCGACGUAAUGGAGAAUGUGGACGUGACUUUUACGUGCACAACGCACUCUAUAGGAUCGUUUUGGGCAAAUUCUGAAAAUCCCUCUAUUUGGCCAGUAAUAUUUUUUAAAGAUGACCAAUGUGUUGUGAGUGGAUAUCUCAAUAAUUCGUUGUUAUAUUCAUGGGAUUGCCAUAGAAACGGAAGUUUUUCACUAACUAUACUCAGAGUGAACGAAACACAGCACAAUAUAGUUUGGAGGUGCAGAGGUAUUAAUUUCAGCCCCAUAAGCAAUGAUGCGACAAUCAAUAUUCAAGUUCCAGUGAAAACGGUUGAAAUAACAUCUCCAACUGGCAACAAAAUAACUGUAUUAGAAAAUAAGCAUAGAUUGGUCAAAUGCAUGACGUCAUACAGUAGACCAACACCAUCAAUAAAUUGGUUUAUGCGUUUGAACGGUGCUAACAUUCAAAUUAACGGAAAGAGUUCUAUCGAAUUCAUAUCUAAUGAAAAGGGGUUUACAUCUGCAAUCAGUGUGUUAAACAUAAGUGUCAGUAGAGAAAAGCAAGGGGCAGAAAUUUAUUGCCAUGGCACGAAUAGAAUAGGAAAAGGGAACGUUUCUCGAAACAUAACAUUCGAAGUGCAUUACCCUCCUACAAUCAAAAUGUUGCUGGACAAACGAGUAACAAAAGGAUCAGAUGUAGAAUUUACAUGUCCAACUACACAUGGAUAUCCAACAGCAACAAACUACAUUUGGACAAGGGAAGGUGACGAUAAACACUGGUUUACUAAUUCCUUUACGAUCAAAAAUGCAUCUCGAAAGGACAGUAUGGGAUAUACAUGCAUGGCAAAUAACUUAAUGGUUAUGACAGGAAAUAUAAGGAAAAACGGAUCGUCAAGCAAGAACAUGACAUUAGAAGUCUUGUAUCCUCCGAGCAAGCCAACGCUGUUCCUUGUAUCCAUAGCAGACAUGAAUGUGAAUAUGCCGAUCACUGAUGCUUUGAUUGUUGCGGAACAUACACCUUUUACUUUAUUAUGCAACGCUAGCAGCUUACCAAAGCCCAACCUUUAUUCAUGGGGACCAAUAACAUCGUUGAAUAGUUCUGUAAUACACAUACAUGGACUGAUGAGAAACGACACAGACAAACUCACGUGCCAUGUCAGUAAUGUUAUGAUUCCUACUGAAGGAAGUUCUAUGACUGGUGAAAACAAUGUGACAGUCUCGACGGAUAUACAAUUUUCUCCAGAAAUUGGCAAGAUGAAAAAUAUUAGUUCUGAAGAAGGGACAAAUGUUAACUUUUCAUGUCCACUAAUUUAUGGAAAUCCUAGACACACAAGUGUCAUGUGGAUACGAAAUAAAGACGGAAAACAAUGGCUUGAACCAACUUUUUCAUUGAAAAAUGUGUCGAAGACAGACAGUUCGGUAUAUACGUGUAGAGUUAAUAACACCAUAAUUAUGACCGGUGGUGUCAUAAGUGAAGGGAUAACGAAUAAAAGUAUCGAAAUGAACGUAUUGUAUCAAGUUUCAAUAUUGAAUUACGUAGUCGUUAAUUACAGCAGAAAUGACACCGUAACAGUUGCAGAAAACCACACAGUGAAUUUGAGAUGCGAAAUUGAGGGCAAUCCAGUCCCCGAAGGGAGGAUUUUCAGUCAAGACCAACUGGAUGUAACAAAGACUAUUUAUGAAAAUUAUACAAUAUAUUCUGCAACUUUUCAAGCGACAUGCAUCCAUAAAGGAGUAUAUACAUGCAGAGGUACCAAUGUUAUAAAACACGAACGAGUUUCUGAAAGGAAUAUUACACUUUUUGUAACAUGCUCACCUAGGCAAGAUCCGAAAGCUCCAUUACAAAGAAGGAUAACAAUUUCAAGAAAUGAAGCUAUGAAUAUUAACUUCACGGUGCUGGCAUAUCCUAAACCAACAAACGUUCUGAUUAACAAAUAUAACGGACUUUCUUGGGUAUCUGUCAAUAAAAGCAACAACUUUGAAAUUACUAAUACAGGUUUGGACAUUCAGUUUACAAUUCAUAGUGUUUCAGACGACGAUUAUGGCAAGUACAGACUGACAAUUAGAAAUGAAUAUGGAGUGUUUGAACACGUUUUCCAUGUGGAAUCUCCAGCAAUUGAAUCCUCUGAUCCCGAACCUAGAAAUCCAUCUUACAAUUACGGACUCAUUGUUGGACUACCUUUAAUGAUAUUCAUCAUUACUCUUGUAAUAGUUGUUGGCAUUAUGUUGUACAGGAAAAGAUACUUUCCAGUAUUAAGUGGAUUGUUUAAUAAACAGCAAAACCAUGGAAUGGUUUCCAAUAAUUUGUAUCAGAAUGUAACAGAUUCAAGCACUCGAAAUAACGACCUAGAAAAUGAAUACGAAAAGAUAAAAAUGAAUCAACUGCAGACGGACACAACUAAUUAUGAAUCAUACAAGAGAGUAGAAAGAGCAAAUGAAUCGGAAGUGACUUAUGAUAAAUUGGAAGACGAAUUGAAGGACAAAAACCAGUACUGUGAACUUCAUGUAGAGAACUCGAAAAAAGAUGAGGACAUUUCAAACUUAAAUGAGAAAGAGACCGCUAUUUAUAUCAAUAUGAAAGUAUAAUAGUUUGACCAAAUAAUAAUAAUAAUACCAAAUGUACGGAAAAAUACUAUAUUUAUCAUCAUGUGAAUUAUCAGAAAUAAAUAAGCAACACACUAUUGAAUGUGGAUUUAAAUAAAUAAUAAUAGGUCUAAAUUUCAUUAAGCAGAGGUUUUUUGUAUGUUAAACAGUGUAACUACCGAAUUCCGGAACUUCUAAAAUCCGGAAACUUCUGAAAUCCGAACAUUUCUCAGGUUCUCGAAAUUUCUCCUUCAGUUUUCUUUGUAGUAAGUACAGAAUUCUGGUAAAAAGUUUGGUCUUUAUCUACUUAGGUCCUUUUUGUCUAGACUGUGUAUCGUGCAGACACUUAAAUAUACUGACCCCGAGUAUAUAUAAACAUUAUGUAUAACACAUUUUAAUCAGGGCUUUCCUCACUGACAUUGAAAGGAGCACUUCCGUUUAGAAAAAUAAUAUGGAUUUUUACAAAAUGUGAAGGUGGAAACUGCAUGAAUGUAAAGAAUUAUACAGUGAAGAAAAGGCUUAUUAAUGGCUCUUGCUAAAGAAGGAAAACAAACGGGUAGUUCAUCAUCAUCACAUUAAAAGCGCUUGUAACUGACCAGCAGCUCUACUAAAGGUCCUUUUUAUAGACUUGUUAUCUAUGUAUCAUGCAGACACUUGAAUCUGCAUCUUUGAAUGGGUCAUCUACUAACCCGAUUGUAUGAAUAACAAAUUGCCACAAAAUACAUGUAUGCAGACUUAACGUUUUGGCUGACAGAGUUUUUUUUAUGACAGACAGCUCAGCAUUGGUCUAAUGCGCCUUUUAAAAGAUUUAUUUAAACUAUAUUGAUUAACGAAUAAUACAGAUACCGAAAUAAAAGCCGUGUUCUGAAGAGAUCAAUUACAUGAAAGUGUACAGGUAUUAGUUUAUAUUUUUACAAAUGACACAACAUGUAAAAGUAAUUAAUCUUUAUUCAUUCAAAAAAUAAAUACAUUGACUGUUGUACACCGGGUCAGAAAUGGGCCAGUAACGUUUAAUGCCCAUACUAGCCAUAUAUAGGUAUAGUUUGAAUCGUACAACUAUCAAAAAGGUCCUUGUCGGUGUCAUAUUCCUAGUUCAUGCCAUAGUCCAUGUCGAUUUUAUAGUACAUUUUCCAUUGUCAAAGUCCAUCUUCAUGUCUUGGUCCAUUUCAAUAUCAUAGCCAAUAUGCUUGUCAUUCAGGUUCAUGUCACUAUCUUUAUUUUCAAUUUUUCAGAUAUAGGGAAUAUUUUCAUUUUUGAAACCUAUUUCUUAGUUUUGUUCAUAUUGUACUACAUAAAUCAAUUUAAAGUAAAGUUAGACAUGGCAAUUUAAAUAGCUGAUAAGUUAUAUUAAGUGACAAACAUUUGAGCAUUUCUAAAGAUAAUCAUGCGCAGUUAAUGUAUAUCACAAUAGGCCAUGUAUACCAGAAUAGCUACAUUUUUCUCCCUUUUGAAUAAACUCUCGUGCCAGCUGACAGUCAAAACCAAACUGACCGAUCGAGCAUUACAUACUACUUAAAAAACCUUUAUUUCUUAACAUAGAAUCACUACACAAUCUUCCACAUACCUUUGAUAACUAAGUACAAGGCCCAAAUUAAAAACCGGUUUUUCACGUUUUGCUGUCCGUCAGUGUCAUUCCGUCAUUGUGGUGAGGGAAUGGUUUAUUCUGUCCAUGUGGUAAGGGAAUCGUUUAAGUUUUGUAUUAUUACAAGAGUACCACAUUCUGAACUGACACUAUACAUAUUACCCUUUUUUCUGCAUUUUUUUUACGAGGAGAGUUACAGCUUUUAACUCGUCUAUUUUCCAAUCCUGGAAAAUACGUUCCUUUCCGAAUUUAAUCUGAUCCAUGUAGCUCCGUGGCUAUGGACAAAGUAUAAGAGGUAUUCUAUCUUAAAUCAUAUGUAUAUAUUCUUUUAUCAUUUCGCUUUGACAUGAUCAAGUUUGAGAGAAAAGCAUUUAUUUCUAAAGUGAUUGCCUGCUUUUAAACAUAACCAUUUAUAUUAUCUUAUAUGAAUGUUUUAUAAAAAUGCAACAGUGUGAGCUAGUGAAUGAUGAGUCGGACUAGUGAUCUAAGGAUUGCUGGCCGUAUAUAUAUACACUAGUAUGGGUUCAAACCUCGCCAGAGGUAAGCCUCUGUUAACAAAGAAUACAAAUUUAAAUUUUAUCCUCUGCUUUAAAUGAUUCGUGUUUUUAACAAAAUAUAUGUAUAUUUCUGUACAGAUUUUGUUUUUAAGUAAAACUAUGCCGGCAUGUU
Molecule: messenger RNA, 5048 nt
Organism: Ruditapes philippinarum (Manila clam)
Lineage: Eukaryota; Metazoa; Mollusca; Bivalvia; Venerida; Veneridae
Product: hemicentin-1-like
Exons: 13
Coding region: 92-2800 (902 amino acids)
Biological process (GO): cell-cell adhesion
Cellular component (GO): cell-cell junction
Molecular function (GO): cell adhesion molecule binding
Source: RefSeq, a predicted model, not a curated record